Molecule: messenger RNA, 1662 nt
Organism: Folsomia candida
Lineage: Eukaryota; Metazoa; Arthropoda; Collembola; Entomobryomorpha; Isotomidae
Gene: RagC-D
Product: ras-related GTP-binding protein C
Exons: 10
Coding region: 522-1556 (344 amino acids)
Biological process (GO): cellular response to amino acid stimulus; regulation of autophagy; cellular response to starvation
Cellular component (GO): Gtr1-Gtr2 GTPase complex; nucleus; lysosome
Molecular function (GO): GTP binding; GTPase activity
Source: RefSeq, a predicted model, not a curated record
ACAGAAUUCUCAUUCACCACCACCACCGCACACACUACUAUUUAAUAUUUAUAAUACAAAUUUUGUAUUACUAUUUUACACACAAGAAAGAUUGUACCAGAUCUGUUUCUACCUCAUCUUGGUUUCUUCAUUUCUUGCUAGUUUUGUGAACUUUUGUCACAAAAGUUUUGUGUACUUCCUUUCAGCCAGAUGAUUACAUAUGAUAUUUCGGUUUGUUUUGCACCGUGCAAAUUGUACGCAGAUGAAAUAAUUGCGUAGCAUAAUCGAAUCGUACCAAAUAAACCACGGUGUACCACAUACCGAUUAUCGAUUUAUUUUAAAGUCUGGUGCAAAGUGCAAGCUUGUGUAGUGUAAAUUUUAUGGGCGUUAUUGGUCAAGUGUUGCAGGAAAGUAUACAACUUUGGAAAGAAUGGUGAGUGACUGAGUCGGAUUGUCCAACCGACGAUGAAGCAGCGCUAGUUCAGAAUGAAGUUAUCGACCAGACACCCAAUGAGGAGACGAGUUCCUUCACAAACUUCAGCAUGUCAGAAGGUGACCAAGCCUUCGUCGACGGCAACAGCAUUGUUGGGGGGACGGAAUAUAAACCACGAAUUGUACUCAUGGGUUUGAGAAGGAGUGGAAAGAGCUCAAUACAAAAGGUAGUUUUUCACAAAAUGGCCCCCAAUGAGACCCUGUUUUUGGAAUCGACAAAUAAAGUUGUAAAAGAGGAUAUUUGCAACUCAUCGUUCGUACAAUUUCACAUUUGGGAUUUUCCAGGACAAAUUGAUUUCUUUGAUCCCACCUUUGACUCUGAUAACAUAUUUGGAGGUUGCGAUGCCUUAAUUUUUGUGAUUGAUGCACAAGAUGAUUAUAUGGAAGCUUUGGAGAGACUUCAUACCACUGUAACCAGAGCGUACAAGAUAAACCCUUCAAUUAAUUUUGAAGUUUUCAUUCAUAAGGUGGAUGGACUAUCUGAGGACUAUAAAAUGGACACACAAAGAGAAAUUCAUCAACGUGCCACAGAUGAUUUAAUGGAUUCAGCGUUCGAGCAGGUCCAUCUUAGCUUUCACCUAACUUCAAUCUAUGAUCACUCUAUUUUUGAAGCAUUUUCUAAAGUGGUACAGAAGCUCAUUCCACAACUACCAACUCUCGAGAACUUGUUAAACAUAUUUAUAUCGAAUUGCUCUAUUGAGAAAGCUUUUCUGUUUGAUGUAGUCAGCAAGAUUUAUAUAGCGACCGACUCAUCCCCUGUUGAUAUGCAAAGUUAUGAACUAUGUUGCGACAUGAUUGAUGUGGUUAUUGACGUGUCCUUCAUUUAUGGCCUUACCUCAGCAGACGAUUUAGCCCCAGCAUUUGAUCGUCACAGCCAAGCAUCCAUCCGCUUAAAUAAUGGAACAUUUCUGCACUUGCGAGAAGUAAAUAGAUUUCUCGCCCUAGUUUGCAUCUUACGAGACGAGGCAAUGGAGAAACAAGGGAUGAUUGAUUACAACUUUGCCAUGUUCCGAAAUGGCAUUCAAAAAGUCUUUGAAGUUCGUAAAAAUCAGCGUGCAUUGCCAGGCCAUGGGUCCGUUAUUUAAAUAGUCAUAAAUAAUCAUGAUGACUGAUGACGCUACUAUAUAUAUAAUAUAAAAUGUGCUACCUAUCGGAUAUCAAUUGAGAAUAAAGUUUUAUAUAAAACGUCAA